AUGUGGACCUUACAGUCGUUUCUAGUCGUAAUUGCGGCACUGGGCUCCGGCUCACUUGCGCAAACGGACCAGGUGCGACUAGGGCCUCCUCUCGAGCCACCAACUCAUCUUUCAACUCAAGCAGUGGUUCGAGAGGCUGUUUUGAACAUUACAAACUUACUCAACAAUGCCAUUCUCACUGGAGAAAGCCAAUAUGGCAGCUUCAACAGCUGCACGACAUCUUUUUCCUUGACUGCUGUUGCGCAGCAAGACUCUGCCCCCAUAAUUGACUUCCAUCACACAUCUGGCUUUCUCAAUGUAUCUGCCGGAAGCACGUCGAGGGUGACGGCUGAUACAGUCUAUCGAAUCGGCAGCGUGUCAAAACUCUUUACCGUUUACUCCCUGCUCCUGAACAACGGUACCAGCUACUGGAAUCGCCCUGUCACCGAUUUUGUACCAGAACUGCGCCAAGCUGUUCAACACUCAUCACGCAAAUUGUCGGUUAUCGAUUCUGUUCAAUGGGAUCAAGUCACGGUUGGUGCUCUUGCAUCGCAGCUUUCUGGCAUGGGACGAGAUUAUGGUUCAGCAGAUUUAUCGGUUCAAGAUUUCCCCGUGACAGAGCUCGGGCUUCCUAUUCUCCCUCCUCAAGAUAUUCCUACUUGUGGUAUAAAUGAUGGCCAAUUACCAUGUGCGCGCAAUGGUAAGAAAUACUUUUCAGGUUUGAUCCAGAGACACCCCGUUUUCCCAUCAUACUCAAAGCCUUUGUAUUCCAAUGCGGCCUUCAGGAUUCUCGCAUACGUACUUGAAGAAAUUACUGGGAAGUCGUACGAUGAAGUAGUCAUGAAUGAGGUUUUUGAGCCGCUAGGCAUGAAGCAUUCAAGUUCACUGCCACCAUCUGGCAAAGGGGCUGGUGUAAUUCCUGACGGAGAUGCAGGAUGGAAUAGAAAUUAUGGUGAUGAGGUUGCCACUGGCGGCCUCCUUUCUUCAACAAACGAUCUGGUUAAAUUCGGACGCGCAAUAUUCGCCAACAAACAACUCAGCUUCAUGGAGACACUUCGCUGGAUGAAGCCCGCUUCGUUCACAACUUCGCCAUCUCUCUCCAUAGGCGCGCCAUGGGAAAUUGUGCGAACUCGAAGCGGCAUCACGACUGGCCGCCUCGUUGAUCUCUAUACCAAGUCUGGUAGCGUCGGUGUCUACAACUCGCUACUUAUUCUUAUCCCCGAUUAUCAAGUUACCUUGGCCAUUCUCGCUGCUGGACCUGACAGUGGUGCAGCAUUGCAAGUUGCCACCGAGAUCGCGAUUCAAACACUUGUCCCUGCGCUGGAAAAGGCGGCGAAAGAAGAGACAUGCAACAAGCGCUGUGGAAAAUACGCACCGGCAGGCGCUGAGAACACUUCAUCCCUUGUCAUCACUGUCGACGACGGACCUGGUCUGCUACUCAAAGAGUGGACUCAUCAGGGCCACGACAUCAUUGCCGCCGGACAGGCUUACGCGAACGCCACACGCAGCGGCAUUAUCAAUUCUGUGAGACUGUUUCCUACAGGUUUGCAGACAGAGAAUCAGGCUGCGUAUCGGGCGCUAUUCGAGACGGUUCCGAGCCAAUACAAUCCAUCAGUCCAUAUGGUGUUUGAUCCAGCGGCAGGGAUCUGGGGGACGCCGGAUUCGCUCAUGUAUGGGGAGAUCGCGGUAGACGAAUUUGUGUUUCAUCUUAACGCCGGGGGCAGUUCAGCUGCAGUUGAGCCGCGGGUGCUGAGAGAGGUCUAUAACAAAGUAUAG
This is a messenger RNA of Trichoderma virens Gv29-8, 1755 nucleotides long. RefSeq lists its product as uncharacterized. The transcript has 4 exons. Lineage: Eukaryota; Fungi; Ascomycota; Sordariomycetes; Hypocreales; Hypocreaceae. The record is from RefSeq and is a predicted model, not a curated record. The coding region runs from base 1 to 1755 and encodes 584 amino acids.